AUGGAUCUCCUGGAAGCAGGGACCCUCUUCCUGGCCCUCUCCCUGGCCGGCCUCCUGCUCCUCUCCUCUUGGCAGCAAAUGCGCCGAAGGGGCAAGAUGCCCCCUGGACCCACGCCCCUCCCCCUGAUUGGGAACCUGCUCUGGAUAGACCGAAACAACCUGCCCAAUUCUCUCAUCAAGCUGAGCGAAAAGUACGGGCCGGUCUACACGCUCCAGCUGGGUCCCCGGCGUAUCGUGGUGCUGCGUGGCUACGAGGCCAUUAAGGAGGCCCUGGUGGACCAGGGGAACGAGUUCCGGGACCGGGGGCAGCAGGCCAUUUUUGACUGGAUCUUUGAAGAUCAGGGAGUUGUUUUCACGAGUGGAGAAAAGGCCAAACAACAACGACGGUUCUCCAUCAUGACCCUUCGGGAUUUUGGGGUGGGAAAGAGAUCUAUCGAAGAGCAGAUCCUGGAGGAAGCCCACUUCCUGCUGGAAGCCCUGAGGGGCACAAAAGGAGCCCCCUUUAACCCCACCUACUUCCUGAGCCGCUCCGUGUCCAACGUCAUCAGCUCCAUCACCUUUGGCAACCGCUUUGACUACGAAGAUCCGGAGUUCCUCUCUUUGCUGACCAUCAUGACAGAGGUCUUCUGCUUCGCAUCCUCAGCACAGGGGCAGCUCUUGGACAUCUUCUUUGGAAUUGUGCAACAUCUCCCUGGCUUAAAGCAAAGGUUUUUCAAGAAGUUUUCAGAACUGAAGAAAUUUGUGGCCAAGAAGGCAAAAGCCCACCAGGAGACCCUGGACCCCAACUCCCCACGGGAUUUCAUUGACUGCUACCUGGUGAAAAUGCUGCAGGAAGAAAAAAACCCUGACUCUUUCUUCUCCAUGGAGGAACUGGUUGCAACCACGCUUAAUAUCUUCUUUGGUGGUACCGAAACGGUCAGCACCACCUUGCGUUAUGGGUUCCUGAUGCUGCUGAAGUAUCCAGAGGUGGAAGAGAAGAUCCAUGAGGAGAUUGAUCACGUCAUUGGUGUCAAUAGGACUCCCACCAUGGAGGACCGGCUGCAGAUGCCCUACACAGAAGCUGUGAUUCAUGAGAUACAGAGAUUUGGGGACCUAUUACCCAUGGCCCUGCCACGGCGUGUCACCCGAGAAGUCCAGUUAAGAGGAUACACAAUUCCCAAGGGGACAGAGGUAUUCCCCAUGUUGGGAACAGCAUUGAGAGACCCCAAACAUUUUGCAAGACCUGAGGAGUUUGACCCCCAACACUUCCUGGAUGAGAAGGGGCAGUUCAAGAAGAAGGAGGCUUUCAUACCCUUCUGCAUUGGAAAGCGCUCCUGCUUCGGAGAAAAUCUGGCCCGUGCUGAGCUCUUCCUCUUCCUCACCAGCAUCCUGCAGCAUUUCCGCUUCAAAUCAGCUGUGACCCCUGAAGACAUCGACCUCUCCCCAAUGUUGGUGGGGUUUGCCACUAUCCCACGGAUCUAUGAGGUCUCAGUCGUCCCCCGCUGAGUGGGGGGCCCUCUGGAGCAUUUGCAACGUUCCUUUCUGCCU
Protobothrops mucrosquamatus (brown spotted pit viper) is the source of this 1527-nucleotide messenger RNA. RefSeq names its product cytochrome P450 2A6-like. Gene Ontology annotation, cellular component: intracellular membrane-bounded organelle; cytoplasm. The transcript is spliced from 9 exons. The record is from RefSeq and is a predicted model, not a curated record. Gene Ontology annotation, molecular function: heme binding; oxidoreductase activity, acting on paired donors, with incorporation or reduction of molecular oxygen, reduced flavin or flavoprotein as one donor, and incorporation of one atom of oxygen; iron ion binding. Lineage: Eukaryota; Metazoa; Chordata; Lepidosauria; Squamata; Viperidae. The coding region runs from base 1 to 1485 and encodes 494 amino acids. Gene Ontology annotation, biological process: xenobiotic metabolic process.